AUGAAGAUCAGAAUGCAGUUUUACAUAGACUCCGUAUUACCGUGGAGGGAAGUUACACUCAAAAGCCAGCUCACAAAAAGACUACUAAUUCAGAAAGGUCCUACAGGUAUGGAUCUCUGGCAGCUGCUGUUGACCUUGGCAGUGGCAGGCUCCAGUGAUGCUUUUUCUGGGAGUGAAGCCACACCAGCAUUCUUUGUCAGAGCAUCUCAAAGUCUGCAGAUACUAUAUCCAGUCCUAGAGACAAAUUCUUCUGGGAAUCCUAAAUUCACCAAGUGCCGUUCACCUGAACUGGAGACUUUCUCAUGUCACUGGACAGAUGGGGCUAAUCACAGUUUACAGAGCCCAGGAUCUGUACAGAUGUUCUAUAUCAGAAGGGACAUUCAAGAAUGGAAAGAAUGCCCUGAUUACGUCUCUGCUGGUGAAAACAGCUGUUACUUUAAUUCAUCUUAUACCUCCGUGUGGACCCCCUACUGCAUCAAGCUAACUAGCAAUGGUGGUAUUGUGGAUCAUAAGUGUUUCUCUGUUGAGGACAUAGUACAACCGGAUCCACCCGUUGGCCUCAACUGGACUCUGCUGAACAUCAGUUUGACGGAGAUUCAUGCCGACAUACUAGUGAAAUGGGAACCGCCACCCAAUACAGAUGUUAAGAUGGGAUGGAUAAUCCUGGAGUAUGAACUGCACUACAAAGAACUAAAUGAGACCCAGUGGAAAAUGAUGGACCCUUUAUUGGUAACAUCAGUUCCGAUGUACUCGCUGAGACUGGAUAAAGAGUAUGAAGUGCGUGUGAGAACCAGACAACGAAACACUGAAAAAUAUGGCAAGUUCAGUGAGGUGCUCCUGAUAACAUUUCCUCAAAUGAACCCAUCUGCAUGUGAAGAAGAUUUCCAGUUUCCAUGGUUCUUAAUUAUUAUCUUUGGAAUACUUGGGCUAUCAGUGACAUUAUUUUUACUCAUAUUUUCUAAACAGCAAAGGAUUAAGAUGUUGAUUCUACCCCCAGUUCCAGUUCCAAAGAUUAAAGGAAUUGAUCCAGAUCUCCUCAAGGAAGGAAAAUUAGAAGAGGUGAAUACAAUCUUAGCCAUUCAUGACAACUAUAAACACGAAUUCUACAAUGAUGACUCUUGGGUUGAAUUUAUUGAACUAGAUAUUGAUGACCCUGAUGAAAAGACUGAAGGGUCAGACACAGACAGACUUCUGAGCAAUGACCCUGAAAAAUCACUCAAUAUCUUUGGGGCAAAGGAUGACGACUCUGGGCGUACCAGCUGUUACGAACCUGACAUUCUAGAGACUGAUUUCCAUGUCAGUGACAUGUGCGAUGGUACCUCAGAGGUUGCUCAGCCACAAAGGUUAAAAGGGGAAGCAGAUAUCUUGUGCCUUGAUCAGAAGAAUCAAAAUAACUCACCUUCUAAUGAUGCUGCCCCUGCUAGCCAGCAGCCCAAUGUUAUCCUAGUAGAGGAAAACAAACCAAGACCACUUCUUAUUGGUGGAACUGAGUCAACUCAUCAAGCUGUCCAUACACAGCUCAACAAUCCAAGUUCAUUGGCAAACAUUGAUUUUUAUGCCCAGGUAAGCGACAUUACACCAGCAGGGAAUGUGGUCCUUUCCCCAGGCCAAAAGAAUAAGACUGGGAACCCCCAGUGUGACAUGCACCCAGAAGUGGUCACACCCUGCCAAGCAAACUUCAUCAUGGACAACGCUUACUUCUGCGAGGUAGACGCCAAAAAGUACAUUGCCCUGGCCCCUCACGUCGAGGCUGAAUCACAUGUAGAGCCAAGCUUUAACCAGGAAGACAUUUACAUCACCACAGAAAGCCUUACCACUACAGCUGGGAGGUCGGGGACAGCAGAACAUGUUCCAAGUUCUGAGAUACCUGUCCCAGAUUAUACCUCCAUUCAUAUAGUACAGUCUCCACAGGGCCUUGUACUCAAUGCGACUGCCCUGCCCUUGCCUGACAAAGAAUUUCUCUCAUCAUGUGGCUAUGUGAGCACAGACCAACUGAACAAAAUCAUGCCAUAG
Rangifer tarandus platyrhynchus (Svalbard reindeer) is the source of this 2013-nucleotide messenger RNA. NCBI's taxonomy places the organism in Eukaryota, Metazoa, Chordata, Mammalia, Artiodactyla, Cervidae. The record is from the annotation of a GenBank genome assembly.